UGCGUGAGUGAAUGUGUGUACAGUGAUCUGCAGCUGUGUGUGAGGUGACUGCGCCGCGGUUCAGUUUCAGAGAGUCGCGUCGAUAUUUUUUGUGUUUUAGCCGCUCGACAGAGUUUGGAUAGGAAUCGUAUCUUUGGAUGAUCUUCCUUGUCUGUUUUUAAUCGCUUUUACUUGUGGACUCGCAUUAUUAUGUUUUUCAGCACAGAGUCAUGGAGUGUGUGUUAUGGUGGGGAAAAACGGGGCUAUUAAAUCGGUUUUUGCCCCAUUGCAUCGACUGAUCCUCGCCACAUACCCGUACAGAACCUGGAUCUGAUUUGAAACCUCUUUUUGUUGAUCUGGAUUUGAAGCCGAUCCCAUUCGCAUUUAAAGGGAACUGCGCGUGAUUGAUAAAGAAGACGAUUGAGUUGUUUUGUAAAGGCAGAUGAUGGAGGCUGUGAUUGAAAAGGAGUGCAGUGCUCUUGGCGGACUCUUUCACACCAUCAUCACAGACAUGAAGAGCAGUUAUCCCAUCUGGGAGGACUUUAUCAACAAAGCUGUGAAGCUCCAGUCUCAACUGAGGACGACUGUGGUUGCUGUCGCAGCGUUCUUGGAUGCCUUUCAGAAAGUGGCUGACCUGGCCACAAGCACACGAGGUGGCACCAGAGACAUCGGCUCAGCGCUCACUCGGAUGUGCAUGAGACACAGAAGCAUUGAAGCCAAACUGCGGCACUUCUCUAUGGCAUUUAUUGAAUGUCUGAUAAACCCACUUCAGGAGCAAAUGGAGGAAUGGAAACGAGGGUCAAACACGCUGGAUAAAGACCAUGCUAAAGAAUACAAAAGAGCUAGGCAGGAGAUCAAGAAGAAAUCUUCAGAUACCCUCAAACUCCAAAAGAAAGCAAAGAAAGGGAGAGGAGAUAUUCAACCACAGCUUGACAGUGCCAUGCAGGACGUGAGUGAUAAAUACCUGCUGCUGGAGGAGACGGAGAAGCAGGCGGUCAGGAAGGCUCUGAUCGAGGAGAGAGGACGAUUCUGUGUCUUUGUAUCUAUGCUCAAACCCGUGGUGGAUGAAGAAAUGUCUAUGCUGGGAGAGAUCAUUCACCUGCAGACCAUUGCUGAUGACCUGAAGGCUUUGACCAUGGACCCACACAAACUGCCACCUGCAAGCGAACAGGUCAUACAUGAUCUGAAAGGUUCAGACUACAGCUGGUCCUACCAAACCCCUCCAUCUUCUCCCAGUACUACUAUGUCCAGAAAGUCUAGUAUGUGCAGCAGUCUGAACAGUGUGAACAGUAGUGACUCCAGAUCCAGUGGGUCGCACUCUCACUCCCCUUCCCCACACUAUCGCUAUCGCAGCUCGACACUGCCGCAGCAGGCCCCGGCGCGCCUCUCCAGCAUCUCAUCCCACGACUCGGGCUUCAUCUCGCAAGACGCCUUCCAGUCCAAGUCACCCUCCCCGAUGCCCUCCGAAUCGGCCCCGCAGACAACCUCUAGCUCCGCCUCCUCGGAUGCCUCUGAGACCUGUCAAUCAAUCAGCGAGUGCAGUUCUCCCACUUCCAUUGGCUCAGGUGGCGCCGCUUCCUGUUCAGAAAAGUUAUCAAACGGCUAUGAUCAUUACACGCUGGGAGAGUCGUCGUACCUGAACGGCGGGGGAAUGGGAGGGCAGUACCCUUUUUUUCCCCACGCCGCCUCCAUUUCCUCUUCCUCAUCCUCCUCUUCCUCCACACUGCGUUCAUGGUCACGCCCGGGCUCAGCCCUCCUGUCCGAUUACCCCCACUAUUGCACCCUGGCCUCAGGCAUGAUCCCUUCCUCCAAAGUCCCCAGCUGGAAGGACUGGGCUAAACCUGGUCCUUACGAUCAGCCCAUGGUGAACACACUGAGGAGAAAAAAGGAACCAAAGGAAGUAGUGGACGCAAAUGGCACUUCAAAUGGCAUGGCCCCUUCUUCUCAACCAAUCAUGGCCAAUUCUCCUCCUGAGGAUGCUCAGGGGGCCAGAAGCAUGACUGUUGUACCAAAGGUGGAUGAUAUGGAGGUCCAUGAGGAGUUGACCCUGGCACUGACCCGAGGUCUUCAUCUGGACACUCAACGCUCCAGUCGUGACUCUUUACAGUGUUCCAGUGGCUACAGCACUCAGACAACAACACCCUGCUGUUCAGAGGACACCAUUCCCUCCCAAGUGUCCGACUACGAUUACUUUUCUGUAAGUGGAGAACCAGAGGGGGAUCAGCAGGAUUUCGACAAGUCAUCGACUAUCCCGCGCAACAGUGACAUCAGCCAGUCCUACCGCAAGAUGUUUCAAGCCAAGCGUCCGGCUUCCACGGCCGGUCUUCCCUCCACUCCCGGCCCUGUGAUCGUCACGCCCGGUGUGGCUACGAUCCGUCGUACGCCCUCCACCAAACCCUCCAUCCGUAGAGCCACCAUGGGCACUGGCCCCAUCCCCAUCAAAACCCCCGUCAUCCCAGUAAAGACGCCCACGGUGCCUGGCUUUUCCAGCUCACUAGGGGGCAGCAGUGAAGAAGGAGAGGAGCAAGCCAGCCCCGACUCACCUAACCUGGGAGAAAACGGAGAGCGGGUGGGAAUCCUCCAUGGGGCAUCGUGGAGUGGCCAGGCCUCCAUUAACCCUCCUUUGCCACCUGGACCACAAGGUUCACCCGGUGGACCUGAAGACGACCCAGAGGACUGGGAUUUUGCGGACCCACAGAGCGACACUAUGCUUCUGGCGAUCCGCAGAGGGGUCAGGCUAAAGAAGACUAUGACCAACGACCGCUCUGCGCCACGAAUUGCGUGAUAGAUCAGGAAGUCAUGUGUGUGUUAAUAUUGUACAAAGACUUUAUAAAGGGUACACUUCAGAAACAAGCGGUGAAGAACACAAGCUGUGGGUUGUGAUCAGAUUUAUCACCAGACUUCUUGAAUGUGGCCUGAUGUCCCAAGACAGAGUUUUAUGUUUAUGUUCUGACCUUCUGGCGCUUUUAUGUUUAUAUGCUUCAAAUGUAUAAUGCAAGCAUGCGGCCAACAUGAGUUAAUUUAGGAUUAACUCAUUGUAAACAAUAUCUUUAGAUAAUGAUCGGCUCUUAUUAGUUUUAACACUUUCAUUAUGUUGUUAUUAUUAUUAUAGUUUCAAUGAUUAAUUCCCCGCUAAAAUAUAUAUAUAUAUAUCUUAAGCAUUAGCCGAGUAAAGUACUUUUAUCUAUUUGUAUCAAAAUGUAAAUAUUGACAGAGGUAAGAAAAAACCUGCAGAUUUAAUUUAUUUAGCACUCUCUGCUUUAAUUCUGUACCAAAGAAGAUUAUUUUGUAUAUUAUGUUAAAGUCAGCACACAUACACACACUUUAUUUCCCUGUGAAGUCUGUUUAGUGCAACUGAAUGCUAAUGCUAUCAGUGCUAAGUCUAUAGUGACAAUUGGUGCGAUGCCUAAACGUGUAUUUCCAGUUAAAUAAUUUGUGCAUGGCACAGUAUUAAUGUACAUGCUUAAAUUCGGAAGAUUUGCGAAUGAUAAAUCUGAUGUGCUUCCCUGGAUAUAGUCUUAUACAGCUAACCAUGAAGCAUGUACCAUAUAUUUAGCAUCUGUCAUGUUAAAAUUUAGCAUAGGUUAACUGUAAGUCCUGGUGCAAAGACAUCAGAGAGGCCGGACGGCUUUUGUAAAGGGUUCGACUGCGUCCUAUCAUUUCAUGUGUUUGGCACUCAAUCCAUUCUGUGUUUAAAUGUCAUUUAACUUUUCCUGACCAGCACAAACCAACUGGUUUCUGUUCCUUCGGCUUGAAGCUUUGUGCAAACCAGUGUUGUGUGUGAAACUGUAAAAAUCUGAUUUACUGUGACAUUCAUUCAUUCAUUGUUGGUAUUUUGUUUCCAUUAUGUACAUUUUUUAAUUCAUAACCCAGUGGUCAUAUGUACAGUCUGUAGACACAAGAUAUUUAGGGAAAGCACAAACAUUUUUUGUGUCUGUUUCUUAUAUAUAUAUAUAAAUAUUAAUGUAGAGUAUCUAAUUACAAAGAUUUAAUCCUACUGCGUGAAACAAAUAGAAACCGACAGGAUUAUUUUUUCCCAGUGGACCAGCUUAGUAAUGUCGUCACGGUACAAAUGUGUAAAAUUGUGAAAUUUGUCACAAAUUGGCGGAUGCUUACCUGCAUAUGAUGCUAUUAUCUUGUAUGUACUCUCGCUCUAUACGAAAAUGUUUUAGUUCUAACCAGCCUGUAUUUCAGUAAAAUAUCAAACUAUUUAAUUUCAAAGCAUUAGGUAAUAAAGCUACCAAAUACUGUGUAAGUUGAUUCUGUGCUAGCCAAAAAUUGCUUUCUUAUUGUAAAGGCUGAAAGUUUAGUAUAAGUUUAUUUAGAAUAGUUUGUAUUGAGAGUUGAUCUCAGUUAUGUGCGGUUUAAAAAGCUAUAAAAUCAUUUCCUGUAUGUUUCUUGUGUUUUUUUUUCUUGUAUAACUACUCAUACACACAUAAAAUAUAUUGAAAGAUC
Molecule: messenger RNA, 4434 nt
Organism: Paramisgurnus dabryanus
Lineage: Eukaryota; Metazoa; Chordata; Actinopteri; Cypriniformes; Cobitidae
Product: protein MTSS 1-like
Biological process (GO): positive regulation of actin filament bundle assembly; plasma membrane organization; adherens junction maintenance
Cellular component (GO): cytoplasmic side of plasma membrane; actin cytoskeleton
Molecular function (GO): phospholipid binding; actin binding
Source: RefSeq, a predicted model, not a curated record